Colletotrichum truncatum is the source of this 453-nucleotide messenger RNA. Its product is annotated as DNA-directed RNA polymerase III subunit rpc9. Gene Ontology annotation, molecular function: nucleotide binding. Lineage: Eukaryota; Fungi; Ascomycota; Sordariomycetes; Glomerellales; Glomerellaceae. Gene Ontology annotation, biological process: transcription initiation at RNA polymerase III promoter. Gene Ontology annotation, cellular component: RNA polymerase III complex. The record is from RefSeq and is a predicted model, not a curated record.
AUGAAGAUCCUCGAGGCUCAGACGGCGGUCCUGACCAACUACGAGGUUUACCAGCACCUCACGGAGCGCAAGCUCGGCCAGGGCCAGAAGAAGCGAGGAGAGCGUCGUGGCCCUGGUAACCUCGAGACCCUAGCGAAAGAGCUCGUGCAGUACCUGCGUACACCACCCAACCCGCUCUGCCAGGACCCCAUCACCUACCACCCGAACUGCAUCACCCAGCUCCUGGAGAAGCUCAGGCCUUACGACCUCGCCAAGGGUGAGGUCGUCAUGAUCCUCAACCUCCGCCCUGCCUCUGUUGCUGCGCUGAAUACCGUCAUUGAGGAGAUGACGGAGCGCUUCGACGAUGCCCAGCAGGAGGAGAUAGUCAACAUCAUCGCCGAAGUCCUCGGCUCGUUCCCUCAAGAGGCGGAAGAGGAAGAGGCCGGCGAUGAUGAGGCGAACGGCGCUGCCUAG